This is a messenger RNA of Anopheles arabiensis, 2879 nucleotides long. RefSeq names its product nose resistant to fluoxetine protein 6 (gene drd). The transcript has 10 exons. NCBI's taxonomy places the organism in Eukaryota, Metazoa, Arthropoda, Insecta, Diptera, Culicidae. Bases 303 to 2873 code for a protein of 856 amino acids. Gene Ontology annotation, molecular function: acyltransferase activity, transferring groups other than amino-acyl groups. The record is from RefSeq and is a predicted model, not a curated record.
ACAUGGUGUCCAUGUGCGAGGUGCCAGUCGCAAACUAACCUUCCUCCAGUAACGUUCGCACACCCGGGCGGCGCUUUUGGAGCUAGUUGGUAUUCUAGUUGGCUAGCAGAGCGAGGUCCUGGCAUGCUAUAGACACCGGCAGGCAACAACGAUCCUGGGUAGAGCUGUAAUCGAUAUUCGUGGAACAAUUUACUUGCAGUAUCAAACGGGACAGUGUGUGCGUUCUGUUGUGUCUUUGUGAGAGGUGCAUGUGUGUGUGUGAGAGAGUUGUAUGUGUGACAGUUUAAGUUGUUCCGAGGAGCAUGUCCUGUUCGGGUAGAUCCUCGCGGCGAGUGAGCACCGUGGUCGGUCGAUGUGUGAUGCUACUACUACUACUACUGCUGAGCGCUGCGUCUACCGACGCACAAUGCGUGGGCAGUGUCAGCCAGCGGCUGAAGAUGUCCGCCCUGCUCGACAGCAUCUACCCGCCCUGGACGGACGGUAGCUGUCUGCUGCGGGAGCCGGCAGCAGAACCGACCAAGAUCGACGAUCGCCUACCGCUCGACUGGGACAGUCUGAUUGUGCAGGCGAACGAAACGAUUUCGGCGCUCCCGCCGCCCUCGAACCUGACCGACAUGGCGGACUAUUUGCUCGAGCUUGGGGCAGACGGCGACGGCCUGGACACUGCGCCAACGGGCAGCGAUGAGCUGAGCGCUACCGAAACAGCAUACAUCACCUCGCUGAACAAGAAAGUGUUCAGCAUCAAUGUGCCAUUCGAUCCUGCCUACAGCGAUCGCGUCUCGGCCGAAUGCAAACGACAGUCGGCGCUGUUCUUCCGUGCGUACGCCGCAUCCGAGCUGUGGGCCCUCAGAAUGCACGAUGCUAGUGCCAAGGUGGGACACGGCAUACUGAACGGGAACAUCAACCAGUACGGCGAUUUCGACCAGUGUCUUAGCAUUCAGCAAACCCUCGGCAGCAUGGGCGAUUCGUCGGCCCAGGCGGCACCGCUCCGGGGGCGGUACUGCAUGGCCGAGGUGCAGCCGACGAUCAAGCCCAACACGCGCGUCCUGAAGCACCUGUUCGAGCUGGUCCAGGCGCACGGCAUGCUGAAGAGCAACUUGGAUGAUCCCGGUCACCGCGUGCCUCGGUUUUCCACCGUCCACUGGGCGCUGUGCGUACCGGCCGGCUGUACCGCGGCUGACGUUCAACAGUCGCUCGGCGCCUUCCUGCACCACUACAUAGCGGACACGGGCCUGCAGACGGAGGUAAAGGUGCAUCCGGCACUGUGCCAGACCAAGCACUACAUCUGGCACGAGUACUUCACCGAUCGGACGCUGCUGGUGUGGUGCGCGUUCGCGCUGUACGCGCUGCUGGUGCUGUCCUCCACCCUGUACGACCUGAAGUUCCAGACCAAAGCGGAAUGGUUCACGGUGUUUUCGCUCAUCAAAAACACCCGUUCGAUACUGAGCUUCAAGGAGGAGCGGAACGAUAUCGCUUGCCUGCACGGGAUACGCUUCCUGAAUGCGAUGCUGCUGCUGAUUGCGCACAAAUCCAUGGCCCUGUUCUUCAACCCGUACAUCAAUCGGACGGAAAUGAGCGAGGUGCUUGGCCAACCGUGGACCGUGAUCGGCCGGGCGGCAGCCAUCUUCACCGAUCCGUUCAUCAUGUUCAGCGGCUUCCUGACCACGUUCUCCUUCAUCGAGCGGCUGCAGAAGGGCCAGCGGGUUCGGCUGCACCAGGAGUACAUUGGCCGGUUGCUGCGGAUCGCACCACCGCUCGGUGCGCUCAUCCUGAUCUGCACCUUCGUGCUGCCGUUUCUCGGCACCGGCCCGCUGUGGAAUCUGGUGGUGACGAACCACGGCGACAUCUGCAAGCAGUACUGGUGGCGCAACAUGCUGUUCAUACACAACUACUUCGGCUUCAAGAACAUGUGCCUCACGCACACGCACCACGUCGGCAUCGAUACGGAGCUGUUCUUCGUGGCGCCCCUGUUCAUUUACUGCGUGUGGAAGUGGCCCCGCCGCGGCCUGAUGGGGCUGGCGGCGAUCGCCCUACUGACCACCGUCCACCGGUUCUACGUCACCUACAGUAUGCGGUUGGCCAACUACGUCUACUUCGGCACGUCCGUGAAGCAACUGUUUGAAACUGCCGACUACAUGUACAUACUGCCGUACUACCGUGUCACCGUCUACCUCAUGGGCGUUAUGCUAGGCUACGUUUGCUCCAAGUACAAAACGAUGCAACUCACCGAGAAACAAAUGAAAAUCGGAUGGUACAUCAGCACACUGUCCAUUGCCGUGGCGUUCUUCGGACCGGCACCGAUGGGCUCGAUGCACUACGUGUACAACCCGCUGCACGCCGCGAGCUACGCAGCGUUCUCGCCGAUAGCGUGGUGUCUCUUUUUUGCCUGGACCGUCUUCACCGCCCAUCUGGGCUAUCGAAACUGGGUGAUAGACUUUUUCUCGUGGCGUGGGUUCCGCAUCACCACCAGAAUAUCGUACGCUAUCUACCUGACGCAGUUUCCCAUCUUCUUCUACAACGUUGGCAGAACGCGGUCGCCACAGUAUUUCGAGUUCUGGCCGGCCGUUAUCUUCAACACUAACGAGUACCUGGUCGUGUUUCUCUCAUCCUUCCUGCUGACGGUCCUGUUCGAGACACCGUUCAUCAACGUGAAGAAGCUACUGUUCAGCAACAACCGACACGCGAAGCAGGCGGCGGGCAGCAGCGGCGAUGGCAGCACAAGCGCCACUGAACCAUUGGCAGCGCAUCCUGCAAAACUUGACGCAGCACCGGGUAGUAGUGCCGGAGGAGUUUGUCCCGGCAUGAUGGACGAGAAUGAAAAUAGUCGAUCUAAUGGGUAUUUUGAGUGUGACAAGAGUAAAUUAAAUUGUUAGGCAGUA